Molecule: messenger RNA, 714 nt
Organism: Emericellopsis cladophorae
Lineage: Eukaryota; Fungi; Ascomycota; Sordariomycetes; Hypocreales; Bionectriaceae
Exons: 2
Coding region: 1-714 (237 amino acids)
Biological process (GO): nucleoside metabolic process
Molecular function (GO): catalytic activity
Source: RefSeq, a predicted model, not a curated record
AUGGAUGAGCAAUGUCCCAACUUCACGGAUCAUGGCAAUGUGCACAUCAACCGACGCAAUUUUCUUCGCCUGAUACGGAAUCAACUAGCCGUGGAUCGCGGAGAGGAUGCUGAUUGCGUGCCGCUCUACCUAUCAGGAUCACGUGGAUCCCUCUUCAAAGUCCGCCUGUCGUCGCAUGGCUACACGCUUGUGGCGAAAGGCGUAGAGGCGGUGGAUACCAAGCAUCUACGCUACGAAAACAAGAUAUACGAUCAUCUUCGGGUCCUCCAGGGGAAGGUCGUUCCGGUCUGUCUCGGUACCCUUGACCUUGUCAAGCCCUACUACUAUGAUAGCGGUGUGUAUAAGUACUUCAUGCUCCUCAGUUAUGGCGGGCGACCAGUCUUGCGAGAACUGGGAGAGGUCAACGCACGUGUCGCCAACGAGGUUCUCACUGCGCUCAGUCGACUGCAUCAGUACCGAGUUCUACACUGCGAUGCAGAGCUGCGCAACGUGCUCUACGAUAAACACACUGGUAGAUCGGGAUGCGCUUCGAGAUCGGUACGGCCUGAUCGUCUGGAGAUGGAGGCGGCGGGGACGAUGAAUCGCAUUCCGGUCGGUGUGAUCCGCGGGGUGUGCGACUACGGCGACGAGCACAAGAACAAGGAGUGGCAGGCGCACGCGGCGGCGAUGGCGGGGGCUUAUGAUCUACACUUUCCCUCGAGGUACGAAGCCUAA